This is a messenger RNA of Alternaria atra, 744 nucleotides long. RefSeq lists its product as uncharacterized. Gene Ontology annotation, biological process: rRNA processing. The transcript is spliced from 3 exons. Gene Ontology annotation, cellular component: nucleus; preribosome, large subunit precursor; preribosome, small subunit precursor. The record is from RefSeq and is a predicted model, not a curated record. The coding region runs from base 1 to 744 and encodes 247 amino acids. Lineage: Eukaryota; Fungi; Ascomycota; Dothideomycetes; Pleosporales; Pleosporaceae.
AUGGCAUCAGACGCGCAAAACAACCCCUUCAUAAGGAACCUUGCAUCUAGCGACAAGAAGGUUCGCGAUGAAGCGCUUAAUUCACUAAAAACUUACCUCGGCGCGCAAACUGAGAUAUCAGAAUUGGACUUGUUGAAGCUAUGGAAGGGACUGUUCUACUGCCUAUGGAUGCAAGACAAACCCGCCCUCCAGCAAGGCCUGUCGCGCGAUCUCGCCUCCAUAGUCUCGAGCCUCCGAACUCCCGUCGUACUACCCUUCAUCCGCGCAUUCUUCCUUACGAUGUCCAGCGAAUGGAGCCGCAUUGAAGCGCUCCGGUUAGACAAGUACCUCUACCUCAUCCGCCAGUACCUGAACGCAUCCUUCACUUUCCUGAGCAGAAACAAGUGGAAAAAGAACUUGUUGGAGCAAUGGAACACCGUCGUGGAAGAGAUACCCCUGGAGCGCCAGAACAUGAGGAUCCCGAACGGACUGAGAUAUCAUGUCAUGGAUAUUUGGGUUGAUGAGAUGGAAAAGGUUGAGGGAGAGGCAUGGGAGAAGGAAGACAAGAGGGAGACGUUGGAGACGCUAGUUUUGCCGGUUGAGAAGAUGGCGAAAGACGGCAAGUUGAAGCCGCUGAGGAACGCGGCGAAAGAGUGUUUGGCUGAUGAUAGGUUAAGAGCUUGGAGAGGGCAGGAAGUGGAGGUCGUGGAAGAGGCCGAAGAAGAAGACGAUUCAGAGGCAGAGUGGGGAGGCUUUGCAGACUAA